UAUGGCGGUGGUUUUGGCAAGGAGUGUUGUCUGGAAAAACUGUAACCGUAACCCACCACCGUCUUCUCCGGCACAGACGAUAUGUUAAUCAGUGAACGCCACCGCCCUGGUCCAGUGGUUCACAUCACUCCAUUGACGAUACCGGAGGAACCUCCUGCAAGCGAGACGCGGUUUCCUUUUCCCCUGAGUGGAAUCUCGGUGAGUUCUGAUGUUACUGCCAAUGGCGGCGAUUAUUCUCCCUAUUAUCUCCAGGAAGCCCUAGCGGCACUCCAGCGAUAUACGAAUGAAUCGGAGAUUGAAUCUGAUUCGGAGUUGUCCGGACGGGAAUCGGACGUUCCGGUGGGUGCUUACUCGGGCGAUCAUUUUCGGAUUUUUGAGUUCAAGGUGAGGAAGUGUACGCGUGGACGGUCUCAUGAUUGGACGGAGUGUCCGUAUGCUCAUCCAGGCGAGAAGGCCCGCCGGAGAGAUCCGAGGAAGUAUCAUUACUCUGGUACGGCAUGCCCUGACUUUCGAAAAGGUAGCUGUAAGAAAGGCGAUUCAUGCGAGUUUGCGCAUGGUGUUUUUGAGUGUUGGCUUCAUCCUGCUCGUUACAGGACUCAGCCGUGUAAGGAUGGGACUAACUGUCGGCGGAGAGUCUGUUUCUUCGCUCAUACUCCUGAACAACUUAGGGUUUUGCCUCAACAGAGCCCGAGAAGCGCGAACUCGCCUGAGUCGUAUGAUGAAUCUCCUAUUCGGCAGUCUUUGGAUGGAUCCUGUGCUAAAUCGUUGCCGUUUCUGUCUUCUCCGGUGUCCGUUUCACCGUCCGCGACUCCGGUGGACUCCCCACCGUUAUCGCCCAUGACUCGGUCUCUCGGCCGGUCCCUUGGCUCGAGUUCCAUCAAUGAAAUGGUCGCAUCCCUCCGUAACUUGCAUCUAAGCAAGGUCAAAUCCCUGCCAUCCUCCUGGAAUAUUCAAAUUGGAUCUCCUGGUUAUCCAUCUCGAAUCUGCCAUGGAUUUUGUAGCCUUCCAACAACUCCAACUCGGGCUCCAACUGGUCAUGGAGGACUGCUCGACUUCUCGGAGCAUGGAUUCGAGGAGGAACCGGCGAUGGAGCGAGUCGAAUCUGGGAGGGAGCUGAGAGCAAAGAUGCUGGAGAAGCUGAGCAAGGAAAAUUCUCUGGACUUGGCUGAUUCAAAUCCUUCAACCUGCACACCAGACGUUGGAUGGGUAUCAGAGCUAGUGAAGUGAGUCCUCAAAUUGAACUUUUGGUUGGUUCUUCAAAUGGGUUUUUUUCUCUAAUCAUCAUUCAAUUCCGAUUCUAAGGAAAAAAAAAAAUUAGCCUAAGCCAAACCUUUUGUUUGAUAUGUAAAUACACAAAAUGGGUGGCAACUGAAACUGGAAGACAAUAGGAUUUAAUUUUUAAAUGUGUAAGCCUUAAAUAUAUGUAUAUAUGGCUCUGUUUUUAGAUUUUGAGGUGGGUUGAAAGAAUUUAGAAAACUAUAUUUUGAUGGAGAAGACAAGAAAAUUCCAUCUGACUCCAAUGUAUAGGUAGUUUUAGUAACUAGAUAUGAUCUAUAGGGGAUCAUGGGUUCUGAUAGUUUUCUAUUUUCUGAUCAUUGUGAUUAUAUUGUAAGUUAAUCUUGUGUUCCUACUGCAAUUAUAUGGAUGAAGUUGAUUUAAAUUAUUGUUGACUA
Molecule: messenger RNA, 1673 nt
Organism: Benincasa hispida (wax gourd)
Lineage: Eukaryota; Viridiplantae; Streptophyta; Magnoliopsida; Cucurbitales; Cucurbitaceae
Product: zinc finger CCCH domain-containing protein 20
Molecular function (GO): metal ion binding
Source: RefSeq, a predicted model, not a curated record